Messenger RNA from Argentina anserina (silverweed cinquefoil), 1935 nucleotides. RefSeq names its product cell division cycle 20.2, cofactor of APC complex-like. Gene Ontology annotation, biological process: positive regulation of ubiquitin protein ligase activity; anaphase-promoting complex-dependent catabolic process; positive regulation of anaphase-promoting complex-dependent catabolic process. The record is from RefSeq and is a predicted model, not a curated record. NCBI's taxonomy places the organism in Eukaryota, Viridiplantae, Streptophyta, Magnoliopsida, Rosales, Rosaceae. The coding region runs from base 416 to 937 and encodes 173 amino acids. Gene Ontology annotation, molecular function: ubiquitin ligase activator activity; anaphase-promoting complex binding; protein binding. Gene Ontology annotation, cellular component: anaphase-promoting complex. The transcript has 4 exons.
UUCAAUUCUCUCUCGCACUCAUCAUCUUCCUUCGAAUUUCUCUCUCUCUGUUCUUCGAUCUCCAUAUCUCUCUCUUUUCUCUUUGAAUUUCACAAUUUUCGAUUUCGUAUUUCUUUCAUUUAUUCUACGUUCUCUCUCUGUUUUCUUUCCCUUAACUCUUGUAUGAAUCUUGCGUUGGCAGGAACUAUGGAAUCAUCAAGAAAGCCCCCAAAUACCAGUACCAAAUUCAAGAACCGCUCUUGCCAAGACACCCCCGUUGAGAAAAUUUGGAUAGGUUCAUCCCCAAUCGGGAGGCUAUAGACAUUGGCUAUGCAAAUGCUGUGCUCACGGAAAGGAGAACAGGAAAAGAGAACCUUUCGCUGAGACCUACGCUUCGAGUUUGGCAUACGAGAAGCUAUUGGCAGAGACACUCGACAUGAACCGGAGGAUUCUUACAUUCAAGAGCAAGCUUCAUGCCCCAAUUGAACCGAUUCCGAGGGUGUGGCUUUCACCCCCAGAUCAUAAAGCCAAAUCCAGGACCAGGAGACACAUUUCUCAGACUGCAGAGAAGAAAUUGGAUGCGCCCGAUCUCUCUGAUGAUUUUUACUUGAGUUUACUGGACUGGGGCAGCAACAACAUCCUUGCAAUAGCUCUUGGAAGCACGGUGUACCUAUGGGAUGCUUCAAACGGUUCCACUUCAGUGCUCGUAACAGUUUCUGAUGAUGACGAUCCGGUCACAAGCAUUAGCUGGGCUGCUGAUGGGAGGCACAUUGCUCUUGGUUUAAACAGUUCUUGCGUCGAAUUGUGGGAUACUAUCUCUCUUAAAUUGUUACGAAAAUUGAAGGGUCACCAUGAAUGUGUAGGAUCAUUGGCAUGGAACAAAGAGAUUCUCACAACAGGUUCAAGGGAUGGAAAUAUAAUCAACAACGACGUGAGAGUCAGGAGGUUUGUGGCCUGAAAUGGUCUGCCUCCGGCCAACAGCUAGCAAGUGGAGGUAAUGAUAGUCUUGUUUGUGGCCUGAAAUGAUCUGCCUCCGGCCAACAGCUAGCAAGUGGAGGUAAUUAUAGUCUUGUUUUCAUAUGGGAUAGGUCAUUUGCCUCUGCAAAUUCACACUGGCUUCAAAGGUUACAAGAUCAAACUUCAGCAGUCAAAGCGCUUGCUUGGGAAAAACAUUCCAAGCAAAUUUACUGGCCUCUGGUGGUGGCGGUGGAGGGGAUGAUACAAUUAAGUUCUGGAAUGCACACACAGGGUCCUGCUUAAAUUCAGUCAACACAGGCUCUCAAGUGUGUGAUCUACUGUGGAACAGCCAUGAACGCGAGUUACUAAGCUCCCAUGGGUUUCCAGAAAACCAGCUUAUCCUCUGGAAGUACCCUUCCAUGGUGAGGCUGGCAGAGCUUAGUGGUCACACUUUUAGAGUGCUCUAUAUGACGCAAAGCCCAGAUAGGUUCACUGUUGCAUCUGCAGGGGACGAGACCCUGAGAUUUUGAAAUGUGUUUGGGAUCCCAAAAGUUUCUAAGUCUGCUCCAAAACAAAAUCUCAUGCCUUUUUCUCCCAGGUACCACUUCAUUCGUUGAGGUAAUGGGAAAGGAUUAUAUCACUAGUUUGGAGACUAGGGAAGUUCUGUAUCAUAUGUCUGUAAAUGCUCGAGAGAAUCGCAUCUGUUUUGUUGAACUAGGGUUAGUGUCAUCUUGAGAGAAGUAACAGGAUAUAGGAUUCUUCCUUUUUGUAUAUUUUUCUGAGGGCAAAGGUUUUAGAAUAUGGCUGAUAUUUUUUUGAAAAUGGGAUACAGUUGAGAUAUAGUGCAGUUGAUAAAUGUUGCAUCUGUUUAUAGUCCUCUCGUUGCUACCAAAUACCAACUGCAGACAAUUUUUCUGAAGUUUCUGGGAUACUGUGUACAAGUUAGACAUGAUAUGAAUCUCAGCAACUUAGAUUGCUGAUAUUUUGUGCAUUUUCUUA